Molecule: messenger RNA, 894 nt
Organism: Coregonus clupeaformis (lake whitefish)
Lineage: Eukaryota; Metazoa; Chordata; Actinopteri; Salmoniformes; Salmonidae
Product: thioredoxin-like protein 4A
Exons: 4
Coding region: 152-580 (142 amino acids)
Biological process (GO): mRNA splicing, via spliceosome
Cellular component (GO): U4/U6 x U5 tri-snRNP complex; spliceosomal complex; U5 snRNP
Source: RefSeq, a predicted model, not a curated record
GUCGCGUUUUAAGUGACAUUGCGCGAGCGUAAACACGACGUUUUCCUGUCCUUCGUCUUUUCAGCAACAGACCCAGGCUACCAGUUUGUUUCAAGUAAGGCUUUGGAGUUGAGAAUUUGAUACGAUACGUGUUGACGCUAAAGCAUCCAAGAUGUCGUACAUGCUACCGCAUCUCCACAACGGCUGGCAGGUCGACCAAGCCAUCCUAUCCGAGGAGGACAGAGCCCUGGUUAUUAGGUUUGGACACGAUUGGGACCCAACAUGUAUGAAAAUGGACGAGGUGUUGUACAGCAUAGCUGAAAAGGUGAAGAACUUUGCAGUCAUCUAUUUGGUGGACAUCACAGAGGUGCCGGACUUCAACAAAAUGUACGAGUUGUAUGAUCCUUGCACCGUCAUGUUCUUCUUCAGGAACAAGCACAUCAUGAUAGAUCUGGGGACUGGUAACAACAACAAGAUCAACUGGACCAUGGAGGACAAGCAGGAGAUGAUUGACAUUGUUGAGACCGUUUACCGAGGGGCGAGAAAAGGACGAGGUCUGGUCGUAUCUCCUAAGGACUACUCCACAAAAUACAGAUACUGAUUGGUUCUUCCCUUUCCAUUGAUUUGUGUGAUGCCCAAUGGGAGCAAAUCUGUGUCUUUUCAAUAUGAGACUUUCUAGACAGCUGGACUACAAAAAGGCUCAGAUCGAGGUCUUCUGCUCUUUUUUUAAUCAUGUUACAGCCAAGUAAUAUUUUUUCAACAGCAGUUAUAAAAACCAUAAUUUAGUUUCUUCUUUGAUUUAAUGCAUGUCAUUUUCAAAUUUGAUAUUGCAAUUUAGUUAUCACUUCAUAGACCAGUUUCCCAGACCCAGAAUAAGGCUAGUCCUUGAUUAAAAAUAAUUAUCAGUGAAAAAUU